Molecule: messenger RNA, 1523 nt
Organism: Maylandia zebra (zebra mbuna)
Lineage: Eukaryota; Metazoa; Chordata; Actinopteri; Cichliformes; Cichlidae
Gene: tex9
Product: testis expressed 9
Source: RefSeq, a predicted model, not a curated record
GUGCCCGCGGUGUACCAGCUGUUGCUAUGCAACCAUUAUCGCGUCGUUUCGGUCUGCGACACGAUGGCGGCAAGAAGUGCUGAUAAAAAGGUCCAGCCCUUCAUUUCGCAGGUCAAGAAACGUCCAUCCUCUACCAGUAAGGCUGAAAGGUCCAAAAGAGUUGAAUUAAGGGCACAGUCAAAAUCUGCUUCUGGUCAGGCAAAGAAGCACACAGAUGAACUUUUAGCCAAAGAAGAAGAGUAUAAAUUCCUUAAUGCAGAGCUGGAAGCCAAAACAGCAGAUUUAGUUAGACAGGCUGAGCAACUUAUGAGAGAACAAAGUGAAGUUCUUUCAAAGCCUUUAUCCAAUGUCCUGCUCACAGACACUGAAGAAGAAGAGACGUCCAGGAUAACAAAGACUCACACAUGUGCUGUGCAGCAGCCUGGUGUGAAGGAGGCGACCAAAAGAAUUGUUGCAUCAAGAUCACAAAAUAUGCUGAGUGGAAAACAAGUGAAAGAUCCCCACUUUAAAACUGGGAGCUCAGAGGAUGAUUUUGAAGCUGUAGAAGAUUCUGCUAAUUUAUUCUUGGCAAAGACAAUUCACAGCAUGGAGGAGAAAAUGAACAAUGCUGUAGUUCAUGAAAAUGCUGUGGAUGAAAUACCUAACUUUGGAGACAAUGUAGGAUCAGGAGUUUCAGAAGCUCAAAUACGAGUCCUGAAGGCAAAACUCCGGAUUAUGCAAGAGGAACUGGACCAGAUCUCAUGUGAAUAUUACAAGAAGGACGAUGAAAACACAAAGCUUAGCGCAAAGAUUAAGGAGCUGGAGGAGGAUCGAGCCCGGCUGCAGAAGACCGUGAGCAUUCAGCAGACACAAAUCGAGAAGCACCGAGCUUUAGCCGCAGAGUCCAACAAAAAAUGUGAUGGACUUCAACUGGAAGUGUCUGGUUUGAGCAAGGAGAUAGAAAAUCUGAAUAGAUCCCACAAACAAGCAGCAGCUGUCCACAGCACGGUAGAGGUCCGCCUGAACCGAGCUCUAGAGGAGGUGGAGAGGCUGAAGACUCAAUUGAACAAAAUGAAACAGGAGAAAAAGGACAAAAUAACUGAGGAACAUCAGAGUAAAGAAAAUUUGCUGGCUGAAAACAAAAUGCUAAAAAAGCAGAAAGCUGAACUCAUCAUGGCCUUCAAGAAACAACUGAAGCUAAUCGACAUUCUCAAAAGGCAAAAGAUGCAUUUUGAAGCUGCUAAGCUGCUGAGCUUCACAGAAGAAGAAUUCAUGAAGGCUCUAGACUGGGGGAAGUAAUAACCACUGAAUGUCUCCACUUCUAUUUUUUAAAAGCUAAAAAGCUUAACAGUGGUCACUGUUAUUUUAGGAUACUUCUUUGUGUUGUAGGCCUCAGUUGUCUCUCAGAACAUUGUCAGAAAAAAUGAUAAGUAGAUUUGGUUUGUCUCUUCAGUUAAACAUUGGCAGACUGAGUUGCCACGUCUGUUUGGAAUGAUGUUAACUCAGUGCCUGUCAGCACCUCUUAAUAAAAAUAUGGCCCUGAA